AUGAAAAGUUUACAGAGCUAGCCAUCUAUCUAGGCUGGAUAUCGAACCUUUUACGAGUAAAAAAUUUAAGAUGAAACAGAUUACUUCAUUGAGACUGAUAUUAUUGUUGAUCAUAAUUCUAUCUAAGAUGAAGACCUACUGAUUACUUCCAGAAUUGAAGAUAAAGACAGGCAAAAUACUAUCUAUAUUUAAGGUAGAAACCUCUAUACUGAGUCACAGAGUCCCAAAUCAUUAUACGAUAUUGAUUUCAGCUAAUAUGGACUGGGGGAUUUAAAUUUGGAAUUUAGAAAACCCAGCGGAUAUGUCGUCUCAAGAAAUUUGGUAGAUGACUUGCCAGAAUAUGACAAAUGGCAUAAUCACACCUAAGUAGAGGAAAUAAAGAUUAAAGGAAAGGUAGUGAAAGGUUUUCAAAGAGGAAGUAAGCAGUUGGGUUGUCCAACAGCCAAUAUAGAAAUGACAGAGGAAAAUAAGAAACUAACAAGUGAGUUGAUUCCUGGCGUAUACUCUGCUUUUGGAAAAUUUAUCAAUCCUACCAUUGAUAUUUUAGUUCAUUCAAAUCCAUAUAAAUGCGCACUUUCGAUUGGGUGGAAUCCUGUUUAUGAAAACACUGAAAAAACAGUGGAAGUUUACAUAAUUAACGACUUCUUCGGCAAUGAUUUCUACGGAUAAGAAUUUGAGGUUACAUUAAAAUCUUUCAUAAGAUCAGAAGCUUGGUAUUCAACUUUUGAAGAUUUGAUUUUAGCAAUAUCCUGUGAUAUUAGAUCGACAGAGACUUACUUAGAGGACAAAAAGUUAUGA
This is a messenger RNA of Stylonychia lemnae, 798 nucleotides long. The record is from the annotation of a GenBank genome assembly. Lineage: Eukaryota; Ciliophora; Spirotrichea; Sporadotrichida; Oxytrichidae.